Messenger RNA from Cricetulus griseus (Chinese hamster), 641 nucleotides. Lineage: Eukaryota; Metazoa; Chordata; Mammalia; Rodentia; Cricetidae. The record is from RefSeq and is a predicted model, not a curated record.
UGAGCACUGCUGACCAAGAUUCACCUGCUGUGCUUGUCCACAGGACAUGGUGUUCCUGGGUGACUUUAAUGCUGACUGCAAGUAUGUAAAGGCACAGGACUGGGUUUCAAUCCGCCUGCGCAGCAGUGAGGUCUUUAAAUGGCUCAUCCCAGACAGUGCGGACACCACAGUGGGCAACUCAGACUGUGCCUACGACCGGAUUGUAGUGAGCGGUGCUCAUCUGCCUAAGAGCCUGAAGGCCCAGUCAGCCUCUGUUCACAACUUUCAGGAGGAAUUUGGCCUAGAUCAGACCCAGGCUCUUGCCAUCAGUGACCAUUUUCCUGUGGAAGUGACCUUCAAGUCUCACUGACAGCUAUGGCCUAGGCAGGAUAUGCCACCUGCAGACUCUGGCCUCACGGAAUGGUCCCACAAUGGAUCACUGGGUGGCGGGCCAACCACCAUUCAGGGCAGGGCCAGCUGAUGUGGACAAAGGCUAUGAACACAUUACAGGAUUAUUUAGAGCCCCUGUUUGCUCAUGUGUAAGGUGUGCUGACAUCACCUACUUCAUAGGGCUGUUGUGAGGAGCACCCAUGAAUGGAACCAGAGCAGCAUCAAGCACAUAGCUGCACGCUUAAUAAACAAGCCGUUCUUGGUCAGGACUA